Messenger RNA from Sycon ciliatum, 13950 nucleotides. RefSeq lists its product as uncharacterized. The coding region runs from base 1146 to 12479 and encodes 3777 amino acids. Gene Ontology annotation, biological process: regulation of apoptotic process. The transcript has 14 exons. The record is from RefSeq and is a predicted model, not a curated record. NCBI's taxonomy places the organism in Eukaryota, Metazoa, Porifera, Calcarea, Leucosolenida, Sycettidae.
UACUGAAGUCAUAAUAUUCCCGGACGUCGACUAGCGAUAGCGCAUCUCGUCUCGCGAUGCUACUAGUACUACCAGCGAUAAAACUCGAAUGAUCCUCCAGAAACCUGCAUUCUUGCUUUCGUCUUUGUGUGACUUCACCGUCAAGGUAGAUCUACACGUGCAAACCCGGAACAAGAUAAGGUCUCGCUCCGAACGAGUUACCGUGAACUGUGAUGACCGCGCAGCGGAGCUGCUACCGACUGCGUCCGUCAGUUUCAACGUCGCAUCCUGAGCGAAAUUUCAGGGUUGCUCAGUACCAGCACAUCGGACAGGACCGUAGCUACAAACUGCUACAAACUGCGGGUGGAUUUCGGUCAGCUGGGGAACUAUCUGGUGUGCUAACAGCUCGAUUACUACCAGGGACAAUCUCUUGAAGACUUUGAGGACAGAAAGGAAACCUUCGGUAAUACCUUGGCACCACGUAUAAGGCCAGUUGGUCAUUACAAGGAAGCCCGGGUUCUAGCCCUUCGACCUGCUUGUGCUCGAGGCCCGCCGGUCCACAUAACCCAUCCAUCCGGCAACACUUGCGUCACAGCAUGACAGAUCAUCUGUGCUACCUGAGAGGUUAACAUUUGGCCCGGUCAGUGCAGGCACUUAGUGGUGGGACUUACGCCCAAACCUGGUGGAUGUGAUUAUUUGGAUUUCUUGAUAAGGGACGAAUAUUGAUGCCAGGAUUGCAUAUUGGCUGCUUCUUCACUGGAAAUCACUGAAUGGGUUCUGCUGUGGCAGGUGACUUCAACGGUCUGGGUUUUCAACAUUCGUUCAUAGCUUCAGGAGAUCAGGUUGCCAAACAAACUGGUGUGUGAUCCGUGAAUUUUUGGUCACCACCUGUGAGCCGUGCUGGUUACAAACAGUUAUUAUACCUGCUGCUACAGAGGAUUCUGAAUGAUGACACAGGGAUAAUUGCAACUGCUGGCCACCGGCCAUGAUCAUGGAAGAUGUCUUCUAUUAACGGCCUGCAAUACUGUGCCAGUGAAUGUCUCUGGCUGAGUUAUUCUCUAUGAUUGUACUGAAUAUACCAGAAGAGUUACCUUACCAAAAGAAGUCAGUGUAAUACCGAGUGUAAUCAAUGUCCUAGCAAUGUUAUCAGUAUCUGCUUAACAAGUAUGGCAUCAAGUGGAUUUCCUGAGCAUGAUCCGGCUUACAUGGACACGAUUGAUGAAACUGAUCUGGUGGAUCAGGUGAUCGAGACAUGCCGAAUUGAUCUUGAAGAUGGUCUGUGCACCGAGAUUAUAAAUGACCUCUUCAAAGAACACUUAUUGGACGAUAGAGAAUGGAAGGAAAUCCGAGAUCAGGACACAACACCGGCACGCAACCGGAUGCUUCUCACAGCACUUCGCCGCAGCAGAAGCAGAGGCUAUUUUGCCCUUGUGAGACUUAUGAAAAAACGUAAACAAGAGCAACUUGUGAAACGCCUAGAGACAACGUUUGAGAAGAAGGAGAGAGAGCACAUGAACUUACAAAAAUUUGGUCUAUUGAAGACUGGAGAUCCAACAGAAGGUGUUGAGUGUGAUCUGUGGAAAGAGGUGUUUCGCACAAGACGAGAGCUGAUAGAGAAAGAGCUGUCGGAGAAUUUCAGUACUAUCGCCAAAAUGAUGAGACGCAAGGAUCUCAUUUCACCCUUAGAUUGCCAAGACCUGGUGACUAAAAGUACUCGAGAUUGCACAACCGCAAUUGCUCGUCUAUCCAGCCUCUUAAAAACAACUGGUGAUGGUGGAUUCAAGAAAUUUCUUGGAGUGCUAAGAGACCUCGAAAGAACCAUCUUGGCAGAGGAACUCUCGAAUGAUGCAAGGCGUGCUCUUCAAGAUGCCGGUGCAAAGAGCUCGUUCAUCAUGAACCUCCUAUCCAGAAGUCAUGAAGAACUGAAACCAGGGAGGCAAUGGUGGCAAACGGUAUUUCUACCUGAAACUCCUAAAUUACGUCGAUACUUGGAUCCGCAAAAUCUGCUGGUCCAACUGGAGGCGGAGGCCAUAAUCAAUACACAGGAGAAGCGCGAUAUGCGGAAGGUGUGCGAACGAUAUAGCAGUGACGUGGCAACAGAUCAUCUGAUUGACAUUCUUGAACGGAAAUCGCAAGCAGAGUAUGAGAAACUUCCACGCAUCCUCUAUGAAGUAGGCGGAGAAGUAGCAGAGAUUGCAAAGAAGCUUAUGAGGAAGCAAAUCCAUGGAGAGAGACGAAUCAAACCGAAACGUGCUUGGAAAUUGUACCAAACAACAACUCAGAAUCAGUCAGACCAAAGGCAUGGUGCCUGGAUGAUGCAAAAAGGACAGAACAUCUUUCUGUGGGAUACACCCAGAAUCCAAUGUGCAGCAGAUGAUAUUCGCCUACAGAUGAGACUAUCCCUAGAGGACAAUGAACCAAGCAGUCAGCUGACUGGCGAUGAAAGUCAAAAUGGCAAACUGCCUGGGAAAGAUGUUGAACAAACACUGCGACCCAAUGAUCCACUGCGUACAAUGGUACUUGUUGGGAACAGUGAAAUAAUUGAUGAAUUACUCUAUAGCAAAGGCAUUGCGGAUCCCGAGGAGCUGUCUAACGUAUCCAACCAGGCAACAAACUCCAGUGGCUCCAGUGUCUGCUUCUUUGUUGACUCGAGCAGCAACCACUGCUCUGAUGUCUACAUUGUCGUUAGACUGCACGAGAGGGAAGAUGCUGAUGUCCAGAAAGCACUUCUAAAACUGGCCAUGGAAGCAUCACCAACAGUGCUCUUUCUUCACAAUGAUGUACAGCGUGCAACUGAUGAGACCAUCCUCUCACCUCCGAAAAUGGAGUUCUCUGAUUUCCUGGAGAAUACUAGAUGUGAGCAGCGAACUCAACCGAACUCAACCGAGCAGCGAACUCAACCGGAUGAGGUGUUUGGGCCGCUGAAUAUCCUUCUGGGAGCUUUUGAAUAUUUCAACUGCGUCUACUCUUUAUCACACCCAACACCAUCGCUCACUGUUGCACUCGUCCAGCCGGAUAGUAUCACCUAUGGCUCAGGUGGAUCAAGUGUGAUGAGAGAGAAAAAAGUCACACACAUCAAGCAGCUAUUGACUGAGAUAUCUCACAAGCCAUUCGGCGGCUGCAACAAUGUGCCACUUGUGACCGAACCAAUCGCAUGCUCGACUCAAGAUCUUAAUCCAGCCCUCUUGCUAUGUGAGCAAACUGCUCGCUUCAAGGAAUGGUUUAUGAAUGUCACGAAGGCUUUGCCUAUGACAAUCGUGCUCGCAAUUGACAAGACUGGUGCCAAUGUCCUUAAAGAUGAAGACCAACAUGUACAAGAACAGGUUGGCCGCCAGCUUGAAAUCAAACCGCAGAUCACAUCUUCGGCAGGCUCUCCACAAAUAUGUGCCACUAAUGACUUUGACUGCCACAGUGCCAUUGGAGAAAGUCACUAUUCUGCUGCGUCAGCAGCCACUUCAACACUGUAUGGCCCAAGCGAAGAGUGCCACCAAGCUGAAGUGCGCUUGCCUGAUCCAAAGGCUGUGAAAUGCCAGUGCUUUCCCACCCAGAUAACAGCUGAGAAACUAACCACUGUCAAGGUCACUGAUGACUCAGUGAAAAUGUUCUAUGACUUGGACCGGAUGAACCCAUGGAAAGAUGAUUGGGUUGGAAUUAACGGGCAAGCCUAUGUAACAACAGUACUGGCAGACGAUGAAUUGUUUGCUAUGGACGUUAUUGACUUUUGCUGUGGUGGUUUGAUGAAGUUAUUCCAUCAUCCAAACAGCACUGAUUCAACCAAUGGUGAUCACGGGCUGAGCUCUACCGCUGCGGCUGCUGCUUCAACUAAUGUCACUGAGGGUAAUAAACCAAUGUGUUUGGAGAGCCAGAGGCAGGCCCGACUUAUCAUGUUCUCGAAGGCUGUUGGCGCCAGGAUCCAGAACUUUCUUUCCUUUCAAGGCCUCGAUUUGCUGGGGUGUAAACAUUUCGCUGAUGCCGAUAUCGCUAUGUUGGUCCCAGCCCUUGCACUCAGCAACCUGUUCGUUAUUUGCUCACGCAAGCCUGAAGCUGCAUUGCAGAGACUACUGCCAGCGUUGCGCUUCCUGAAACAGAGACUCGUUCAACAGUGCGAACCCAGCGAAUAUGGCCAGAGGAUAGAACUAGACAAGGAAGUUGUGGACAGUCAACUGUUUUCAGCACGGGUACUGAUCAUUCGAACAUGUGAUGAUGGUCAGCCUUCGACAGGCUUGGAGCUACCAGAACAGGAGAAACGCCUGCUAAAGUGCUUUUUCAAGGGCCCAUUUGAGAUGCCGCACAGGCAAGUGGUUGGCAAAGACUUGGAAGGUCGUCGAAAAGCCGCACGUGUUAUCAGCCUGUCCAUCAAAGAUGCUUUAAGUCAACAAAGGACCUCAUCAUUCAACUCAACCGAGCUCUCAAACUAUCUCUCAGCUACCCUCAGCGCGAUUGCAACAAACAACUUUGAAGCCCUAUCGUUGACAAAAGUGUUUGAGAAGGAGGCAAUUGAUUUCCUCUUGAAGGUGGUUUGUGCUCUCCAAAAUGGGUACUGGGGUGAAGACAUCUGUUCGAGCGCAGAACUGGAUGACUGGGAUAUCAGUACAUCAACCCAAGGUCCAUACAACUGGGCAGAGGAUGCUAACCUACCACUAGGUCUGCCUGAAGAUCUGAAAAAGGUGCGAUCCAAAGACAAUGCAAUCUCGUCACUUCGGAAAGCAACAUGGUGCUACGGCAAGACUCAAUGCGAGUUGAUCAGCACCCUCCGCAAGGACAUUCACCAGAAAGCGCAACUCAACAGAGAAGUCUCACGGAAGCAAGAUUGGAAACAGAUGCAACCACAGGACCUUGAAAAGGACAUGGGAGAAAAGAUCCGCAAACUCACCAUGAGACGUCAUCGCGGUGUCAAGGCCAUGGCAAAUCGGCACAUCAACGAUCUCCGAGUCCGGAAGAACCUCAAGGAAAUUGUUGAUAGCUACCUGGUCACUUUCCAGGAAUUUUGGCAGCCUUGCUUCAGGAAAUGCAAGGAAUGCCACUUCUGCUGUCUCAAGCCAUCUGGCCACAAAGAAACAUUGAAGGAUGAAUGUGAUUGCAUGGAUAUCGAUGACACUGAAAGAAAACAUAUCUGCAGCAAAGAGUGCAUCAUCUGCAAAGAGGUGCGCGAGGAUGGUGAAAAACAGCUUUGUCUGUUGCCUGCUGGUCACAAGGAUGAUUUUUGCAGAUGCUGGCCUGAAAAUGGAAAGCUGCCGUACGGCCACGGCUGUGAAGAAGAUUGCAUGUAUUCUGAGGCACUGGUUCAUGCCACAGGAAAAGCCGACGGAAAGUGUUGUGACUUUCUUCAUCACGACAAGCUGAGUGGGAAGCCCACCCACAGAUGCGAGUUACCAGCUGAAAAGCACACCUGUCCAAAGAUGUGCUACUUCUCCGGCACUGAGGUCAAAUGUCCCAAUCAUUGCAGCAAGUUUGGCAUGGAGAUUAAAGAAGCACAUGGGCACUUCUGCCUCGCUGAACACUGUUGUCCAGAAUACUGUCAGGCACCUGGACGAUGUGUGCCACCUGCAACAACAGUAGAACGCAACAUAUGUGCAAGAACAAGCGACACAGAGAAAGCAAGGUGUACGCACAUGAUUGAAGCAGGAUAUGAAAACCACUUUGCCAAGGAAGCAGAGCAUGUAUGCACUUUGGGUAAAGAAGAGCACUACUGUGACAAGCAAUGCAUACUCUGCAACAAGUGGUGUGAACUGCUCUACGACCACGGCGGCUUGUGUGACAUUCGCCAUGGACUGAUCGAAAACGUAUCGUCUGCUAUGGUUUACAACUGCAUCAGAAAGGAAGUGGUUCAAGGCCAGGCCAGUAUGCAAUGCAACACUCUAUGCAAUGAAGGUGAUCGUGGUCAUGAACAUUUGAUACGGCUCACAUCAGAAGUUCGAGACCAGGUUCCGCAUCAAAAACUAUUAUCUCGUUACAAAGAUGACUCAUCCUUUGAUAAUGCUGACGAAUACAUUGCUGUCCCACAUGCCUACUUCUAUGAAGAGUUGCUGCACGUAAAGGAUCCACACUCGAAGAAGGAUGCUGAAAAAUUCAACAUGUGUCCAACCAAAUGUCCUGAAGAGCAUGACUUGACUUCUUUCUGUCAACUUGAGAAUGGGCAUGAUCCAAUGCAGCCAGGUGAAGGUGACGGUUUUCACAUUGGACAUCGUCGCGAUGAUGAGCGCAAGCAGGAUCACCAACAAAAUUGGAACAUUGAAGGCUGCUACUUCAAAUGCGAGCAUGAUUGUCCAUGUCUCUGCACACUAAAGGAUAAUGGUGCAGAUUGCAGAGACAGAAAUGACCAGCAAUCCAUUUGUCAGUUCAAGAUGGGGCAUGUUAGUGAAGGAUGCUCCUGCAGAAAGACCCAUGUCUGUGGUAAGGCAUGUCCUGCAGUCAAUUGUGGAAAGCCCUGCAGCCAGGAAGUGCAGCAUGCGGACGAUCCGUCAAGCCAAUGCUGGUGUGGAAAUGCGAAAUGUCCUGUACAGUGCCAGGUUAAAGGAUGUGAUAACCCAUGUUAUCUCCAAGAUGGCAAGCAAGAUCACCUUCACGGAAGGAAUGGUGGUGACCUUCACCAUUGCAAUCAACAACACGACUGCAGGGAACUGUGCAGCGUGCCAGCAGUUUGUUUUCUGACAAAAGAAAAUGAAAGCCCACCCACUGACAUUAAAAAAUUUGAGGGUGGUGGCAGUAAUGGGUACACUUGGUAUUGUAAAAAACCCAUCAACCCUGGCAGUAUUGAACAUAGUGGCGAACACCAAUGUGAUAAAAGCAGUGUUGAGCACACGUGCACAACCAGCUGUCCACUCUGCCAGUGCUAUUGCGUUAUGCACAAUGAUCACCGACGCGACCACUUCAUUGAAAACCAUGGACGAGUUGUGAAUCUCGGAGAUGUUCACAUUGAGAAGGCAAAUGGACGACGACUAGACUUGACUGGUGAAGAUAUUCAUUGUCAUCAGCUCUGUGACAAAGCAGGAAGAGGCCACUUGCACGUCGUGCAACAGCAGAAGGGUCACAGCAAAUGCACCUCAUCUGAAUCAGAAGGUCGUUUCUAUUGCGAUGGCGCCGUUCACAAGUACAGUCAUGCUCAGUACUGGAAGACACAAGGUGUGGCAGAUCCAUACAAACAGAACAGUCCCACGCUAUCUGACUUUAACGGAUGUCCCACGAUGUGCAAUAGCCGUGACCAUGAAGACAAGUCUACUCCCGUGUACUGCAAACUGGAAUUAUUUCAUCCUCGUGCAACUAGCCUUCCAACUACAAUGGCUGGGCAUGGCUAUGUUGGACAAGCCAACUUUGGAAAAGACCGCAACGAACGUUCUUUGGAAGGAUGUGUGUUCGAGUGUUCAAAACAUCAAUGUGAAGAACCAUGUAAUUAUCGGAAACGUGAUGACCAGAGCCAGUGUUUCAAUCGCUGCAAAUUCAAUCGCAGCGAACAUGGCAAUCAACGAUGCAGGUGUGCUGCUAACCAUGUUUGUGGAAGACCCUGCCAGGCAUUGGGUUGUCGUUCCGUGGUUUGUAUUAAAGAUCCAGAUGAAAAACAUUCAACUCAUUCAUGUGGUGCCGCCAAAUGUCUUCAAAAAUGCGAGUUUGAAUCCUGCAACAGAAAUUGUGACCUGGACCACCAUCAUCACACUGGAGAAAAACACGAUUGUGGUGAACGGCAUCAAUGCAACCGCGAUUGUUCUGAGCCAGGUUUAUGCGAGAAGCCUGAGGACUCCGUAUCUGCGCUGGAUGUGAAGUCUAAAUGCAUCAAGAUGUGUGAUCCUGGCCAAGCUAACCACCCAAAUAAAUCUAAGCACCACUGUGGACAAAAGCACAAGUGCGAGAGGCAGUGUCCAGCUUGCAAUACGUAUUGUGAGAAAGACUACCAUAAGGUUGGCACUCAUCGCAUUCAGCAUCAUGGCAAGGUGGAAGAUCCCACAAAGAUCCAAGUUUUCAAAGGUGGCGGAGAACUAGUGGAAGUUAAUAGGAGCUUCGUUUCAUGUGACCAGGUGUGUGACACUGGAGGAAGGGGCCAUAAACAUCGGAAUCCAAGCCCUCGAGUAUUAUCCUAUGGAAAACCUAAGCCGGUGAACCAUGCCGAGUUCUGGCAUGCAAUGGAGUUUGAAGAUCCCUCAAGUGAAUCCCAAUCAAAGCAGUACAUGUCUUGUCACCAUGAGUGUCCUCUGAGGCACAUUCCAGGUGAAGUCGGCCCAUUCCACUGCGAACAGGCGGUUGAUCACAAUGGUUAUCAUAUAUGUGAUAGGGAGCAUGUCUGCGAUGAAGACUGUACUGCCAGCGGAAUUUGUGGUGACCGUGACGAGGGCAAGGACAAAUGUGUUGUGAGGAUAAAACCUGGAGCUCUCAAUCACCAAGAUCCACACCGAUGUGGCAAUGACAAGCACAAGUGUGAUCGAAAGUGCCCGUGGUGCAACAUGGGCUGCAAGUUUCCCUAUGGUCAUACCCAACCAUGUGAUCCCACCAACCAUGGUGUGAUUGAUGGCAAAUUGUUGAAAGAUAUCACGAUUUUCCAAAGUUCAGGUACUGAAUAUUCAUUUGGAAAAAAAACCAAAGUGACUCUGACUUGCUCCAACAUGUGCAAUCUUGCCGGAAACUCCCAUGUCCAUCGUGUCAAGUGCUCUUGCUCCACACCACUCUUCAGCAUCCUGGGCACAAACCAACCAAAGGAGUAUAGGCGGCAUGAUCAACGUGACCUAGACUCUGUCCCUCACUUCAUCUUCUGGCAAGACAGUGGUUUUAAAGAUCCGUAUCCAGAAACCACAUCCAGCGAGUUCAAUUCCUGCGACGCUGAAUGUCCAAGGCAUGCCGGGAGAGCACCGGAACAACCCCGUGUGUGUGUUGAGCGUCUGUACCAUGGGCAGCUUAAUUCAGAAAACCACACAGAUCACUCAGGAGUGGUUAUCGAUGGCCACAAGUAUCCUUGUCAAGAGCACAGGUGUGGUAAGCCGUGUCCUGCCGAGGUGCCGACGGGAACCUGUGGUCAAUCAUGCAUGAAGCUGUCAGGACAUGAUGAAGUUGAGGACAAAUCCCUUCAAACGCAGUGCUCGUGUGGAUACCGUCACCCUUGUCCAACAAAAUGCGAGUAUGGUUGUGACCAGUUCUGUCAAUGCGAUCAUGAAACUACAGCUGGUGGCAGUGAUGCUUUACGGCAUCAUUGCAAUAAAGCCCACAAGUGCAAAGAGCCAUGUGCUGCAGAUGGUCCAUGUCUGCUUGAAGAUCCUGAUGAACUCGCGCAGUCCCCGCAAAUGGAAAUCAUCGCAGACAGGAACGCUUUUCGGCUUAAAUGUGAUCAUGAAGUUCAAAAGGGCAAGACUAGUCAUGGAGACAUCCACAGAUGCAACAAAGCCAAGCAUUCAUGCAGUGCAACAUGCCCAUUUUGUACUUACUACUGUGUUAGAUCUUCAUCAGGGCACACUGGUCCUCAUCAGUUCCAAGCACAUGGCCAGGCCAAGCUGUCCUCUACUAUGUAUCUGUAUGAUGGCAGUGGUCAGAAGCACACCAGUGUCCCUGAAGGUACAACAUGUACAGAUGUAUGUGGUCAGCUGAAGACUAGCCAGCAUCACUACCAUGGCAUCCCUAUGGAUGAUUACAAUCAAUUUCUAACUCAGAAUAGUGAUGCAGAACCGAUCAUGGUACAAAGAAAGCGUGACAGUGGCAAGAUGUAUCAUGUGAAUCAUUCAACUUUCUGCAGGGUUUAUGACUAUCCCAGAUUGGAAGGAAGCACAUUUGACCAAUGUCCUGCAACAUGCCCUCGGUGCCAAGAUGAAAACGUCAUGGUGCCCUGCACCAAGCCAUUGCUACAUAGCACUACUGGCCCACACAACAAGGAACGUACUGGUGUUUCAAUACACACCGGUUCUGGUGGAGGCUGGCACCAUUUCCCCUGUGUUCACCAUACCUGCAAAGAGCAUUGCAGUCACAAAACAGAACAUCACACUUGCAAGAAGACUUGUGCACAGAAGUUGCAGCAUGAUGGUGAAUGCAGUUGCAACCAACCUCAUCCAUGUGGAGCAAAGUGCUUUGUGAAUAGCUACUGUCACGGUACAUGCUCACUUCCUCAUGACCAUGACCAUGAUGAACAGCAUCACUGUGGAGGAUCGAAAUGUCCCAGACCAUGCUCCCAUUGUGCUGGAAAGUGUGCAACAGAUGAUCACUUCCAUGGGGCACAAGGUACCGCUCUACAUGACUGUGCAAGUGGAAAGCAUGUGUGCUCUGAAUCGCGCCUUCCGACAAAUCAAGAAUCGCUAUGUGAGGGUGGAUCAGGAAACUGUGAGGUUUCCGACUCUGAUGACAUUCGGCGACGGGCGGUGAAUGGUGAGGAAAUAGACCCCAAGCGACUACCCUGUCAGCAGCUGAUUCCAACAGGCCAGACAUCUCAUCAUGGAGCACAUAGCCAUAGUCCGCUUACCAGCAAUCCAGAACAUUUCUGCACAGCCCGGUGUCCAAUGUGUGGGGAAAGCUGCACUCGAACUGUUCACAGCAUUGCUUCAGCACACUCCGUAAACCAUAAGUCGGUAAUCCAUGUUUCUCAACUCAGCAAACAUGUAUCAAAGCGUCCUCUUUGGUAUGUCCGUGAUAAGGCGGGAGAUCCAGCUAAACACACUGAUGGCACAUACCCGACAUGCGAACAACUUUGCAGGGAUAUGGGAAGUGGUCACUUGCACACAAAGGAAUGCGCAGAGACUGCGGCCGAAUGCUUUCAGGAAGUGGGCAAAGUGCAUCAUCCAGUGCAACACUCGUCAGCAAAGGCCUAUGAUGGUUUCAGCCAUGAACAGUUCUGGAAAAGGAUUGGAUUUGAGGAUCCAUGCAGCAGUGAGGAAAUUAAAGAUUUUCAUCGAUGCGCUACACUGUGUGGUCAUUCAGAUCAUGCAAGCGCUGGUCCACGAUGCCUUGGCAUUCAGCUUCAUCAAGAUAUGCAAAAGAAGGAGAACGCUGAUGCUAAACGUGAAUUCGGUGGGCAUUUGUUCGACUGCCAACACAAGUGCCCAAAUCCCUGCCAUUUUGUUUCUAAAUCUAGAAACUGUGAGAAUGAAGGGAAAUGCAAGUACCAUGAUGAUCACGAUCAAUCAGUUCAGCCAUGCAUCUGUACACAAUCCAACCAUCUCUGCAAAGAACUUUGUCAAGUAGCAGAAUAUACCUCAUCCCUUUGCAACAGCCACUGCAGCCAAUACAUCAUCACGUCAGCGGAUGCUGCACAUACGACACAUCUCUGCACUGAGCGAGGAUGCAGUGGUGUCUGUACUGCAGCUGGGUGUGAGCAACAUUGCUCUCGGUCACACGGGCAUGUCUUGUCCAGUGUUCAAGAAGAUCACCUGUGCCAUGAGACAGCUCAUCCAUGCAAUGGGCAAUGUCAGUUGAGAGGUAUUUGCAAGCUGGUGGAGCAAGCUACGCCAGGGUCAAUAGCCACAAAUGAGUUGAAAAGGAUGUGUUGUGCUCGGCCUAAAGGUCACACUGGCGAACACAGAUGUUCUGUUUCUGCAGAAGAGCACAUGUGUAUGACUAAGUGUCCUUUGUGCCAAUCCAACUGCACGUUGAAACUGCACAAUGAUUCAACUCUACACCGAACUGUACAUGGUCAUCAUCCUGCCGGGGAGUAUACCUUCAACGCAGCAAUUCUCAAGCCAGUACAUCUAAAUGGUACAUCUGAACUGUUUGUUGGAACGACGCAAUCUGUAACUUGUGGUGAAAUCUGUAUGAAGGUGGGACGAGGUCAUAUGCACCACAACGUUUUACCUCGUGGUGACAAGCUCGAAAACUGCUCUUGUAGACGUCGCUCAGAAGUCCAGCGGCAUGAAGAUAGUCACUGGCAUUCCCAUGCUGAAUUCUGGACGACGCUGCUCAAGUUUGAAGAUCCUCUUGCAGGAGAAUACGAUCAGCUUGACUCGUUUGCGAAAUGUGCCGUUCGGUGCCAUGAAGGUCAUACAAGCUACUGUGAUCUGGACCUGCAGCAUGCAAGUGAAGCAAGUCUUGACAAACAUGUCCGUGCAGGACACAAGUUUCCACAGUGUCCUACCCCGUGUGCUCAAAAAUGCUCAGCAGGAUUCCAUGAGAAAACCUCACAGUCUGCCGAGUGUUGCAGAAUCCGUGAUCACGAUGACGCACUUCAUUUCUGCCAGCGGUGUCAUGGCAUGCUGUGCAAAUCCACGUGUCCUUGGUGCAACAGUCAGUGCAGAAAUAAGAUUGGCCAUGGCGGAAAGCACGUUGUCACGCAUAGCAUAAUCCAGAAGAGCUCGGCAGUUGUCCACAACAAAUUAUUCAAGCUUGUUGAUCAUCGUGGCUUGGCAUGCCCUGGUGCCUGUGACAAAGCAGGAGAGGGCCAUUAUCAUGUCUUGCAGACUUGUUCAACAGCCAAUGGUGAAAGCUGCUUUGAAGGGAAAGAAGGCUACCAUUUUGUCAAACAUCAUAAUGGUACUGACUGCUGCACCCAUGACUCAUUUUGGAACGAGCUCUCCAAAAUAGCAAUGCCUGCUAUACGCCGAUGAAGUGAUUGGUCCAAGUCAAUUUCAGGUCAGUAAACAUUUGAUGGAGCUACAUUAUAUCAACAUCGACCGCUUCUUGUUGGAUUUCAGAGCAAGAAGUACUAGAUCCUGUGACUCUGCGAUUAAUAACAAGAUUGCACUUGAAGUAGUUUGUUCUAGUGCUCAGUUUACAUUCUUUUUAUGUUUGUUUUCCAAACACUCUUCCCAACAAUUGAACCAUGUGUCCCCCGACACAGUGCAGUUGAUCAUAUCUUAUGUUUUGAGGUGAUUUUCACUAGCGCUGGUACUGAUUGUUCAACCACCGAGUUAGGUUAGGUGGCUGAACAAUCAGCCAUUUAUAGAUAUCUUUCUGGUUGAAUGGUGGGAAUUAUUACUAUGCCCACGCUUAAAUUGAUUAGUAUGAUAUGGAACGCGAGUAACUUGGAGUCUUACAGAUAGCAAUGGUGGCUUCUGUUCCAAUUGCCAAGGCAAUCUAUCCACUCACUGUUUCAUUCAUAUUUCCAACAAACUGCACUUUGGUAAUGCAUGUGUACAUGGUCAUCCAACUAUCACACAAAUUUACUGGUAAAUUGCUUUGUUUUUGUCCGCACAUUUCAUUGUUCCCUAUCCGAGUGCAGGAUGCAUGUACUACGCAGCAUUCUAGAUGUUGUAGGCACCAAUCAGAACUUGAUUCCAUUGCAAUAGGACACAUGUCAUUUGUGUGGCUGUGUGUGGCUUUCUCCAUAAAGCGAUUACUAGUACUUUGUUUCCAUCAUUUACUUUGUAUGUGUACAUCUUAUCAGCUGCCUUUCAUGCUCAUUUCUUCAUGUUUGAUACCGCAUACUGCCUCUCACUAUUGGCUUCAUGCAUUGGGAUAGUUCCAGGGCACUGCAGAGCAAUGCAUUCUUUUGCAGCUGUAUGAGCUACAGUGUACUGUGCCGCAUUCGGACAUUGUGCCUAGUCCUAGUGAAGGGCCUAAACGGGCAGAACUGUUCCAUGGGGGAGUCGCCAUUGUAUUUUAGCUCAAGCGUUUUCUUCCUUGCGUGUUUCACUACUUCGUACAUGUAUUCAACGUUUUUUGUUUUGUUACUGUGACCCGCUUGUACUGAUUCUCAUACCAAUGUCCUUCUUUACUCAUUCUAGAAUGACUAUCUUCCAAUACUUUAGCUCUUCUGCCAGUAUCCUGUAGUUUUCUUCUCCCUGUUUCUUUAGAGAGAGCCCGGGUCAAGUUAUAGAGGCGAUGUAAUCUUCUAUUCAACAGCAUAAUUUUUUUUUCUUUCAGGCCAUGUAUUCAUGCCUUCUGCCAUGCAAACCAGCUGAAACUUAGAGUCAUCAAGGUUUAUUGUGUUUGUUUGAUACUUCUUUUACGCAGUUUGAAGUAGACCAUUUUAAAUUUCAUCAUCAGCCAAUGUUUUGAUUGUGAGUGUUAUCAUUUUUCAUGAUAAUAAGGAACACUGUAUCAUGUGACGACAAUGACACAUGGUACCAUUGAGAA